Molecule: messenger RNA, 2277 nt
Organism: Dimorphilus gyrociliatus
Lineage: Eukaryota; Metazoa; Annelida; Polychaeta; Dinophilidae
Source: the annotation of a GenBank genome assembly
AGCAAGUUUGCAAUCAUUACCUACUUUCCACCCCAUCACUUUUAUACGAAUUUCUUUCAAAAUAACACUUGAAAACCCAAAGUAAUCUAACUUACCUUUUUACCCCAUCGUUUUCGAAACGAGGAACGCCCUUGCUCUUCGCUAUAUCCUGCGAUUUCUUUACUUAGUGGUUUCUGUUGAUACUGUCUGUCUUCGGGCACGAAAUUCGAGAUAGAUUCAAAAGAGAGCAGCAUUUUAUUGCCGAGAUAGCCUCUGUGCAAAGGUAAAAAAUAAUUUUCGUACAAACAACUUGGAUAUGUUUUGACAAGUAGCAUAGUCGAAUGAAUUAGGUAGAAUUACUUGAUCAAGAAAUAAUAAUCGUUUGCAGAUGGAAGAAUCUGUAAGUUCUUCGGAGCAACGUUCUAGUCCAACAGCGACUAUUCUCACGAACAAACGUGUUACUUUCUCAACUAAAACUCAAGAAUGCGUAUUUACCGCCACCGAAGAUGAGGAAGAAGAUGACGAUGUUAACAGAGACCUAAAUAGAAAGGAAGAAGAAUGUGAUUUACAGGAUGAAAGUGAAAGGUAUGAACAAACAUUACUUUGGAUAAGAAAACAUUCCGAAAAAGCUUUUGAAAAUGGAAAAAUUUAUCAUCAUGAAGCAGAAAACGAGGCAUUUUCACCAGAUAAUAUAAUUGUAAUCGAAGAACCUAUGGGAGAGCCUACUUUACAUUGUCAUUGUAUAGUUGAAAAGCCUCCGACACCUGAGAUGAACAGUUUAGAAUUAGGAAUAGCAACUGCCUCCUUUUUGACUUUUGUAUUAAAUUCGGCUAUAUUUUCUUCAAUUACCCUAUUUUCUACACAAUUCCGUCUUUUACAAGAAAUACAUCCCGUUGUUGUUGGUUUUUGCGCAUCUUUAACUAUGACUUUUGCAGCUGUUGGCGGUUUAAUUGGAAGUAAAUUACUAGUUAAAAAUGGACCAAAAUCGAUAUCAAUAGUUGGUUGUCUUAUGUGCUUUGUUGGUUUAAUAAUCAGUUCAAUUUGCAAUCGAUUCUUAUUAAUAUGCCUUACAUUUGGUAUAAUUACUGGAAUGGGUAUUGGAGUUCAAAUAGUUUCAAACUAUAUCUCAAUAAGUUACGGAAUAAGACAACAAUAUAAAAAUUCUGCACGAGUAAUUUCUCUAAUUGGAUUAUUUUUGGGUCCUAUUAUUUUUCUACCUAUUCAACAAUUGUUAUUAGAUAUUUAUUCUUGGCGAGGAACGUUUCUUAUAUUCAGCUCAAUUUCAUUAAAUUCGCUACCAUUUGCUCUACUCUUACCCAGAAAGCUGACAAUCGAUGAUAAUGAUAUGCUAAAUCAACCAAUUAAUUUAUCUCCAUUCUCCAAAAUCCUGCCAGCCUUGGAUUUUUUCACGGCAAUUAUGACUCACGUUGGAGCUGUAAUUUACUUUUAUUACUCUUAUCAGAAGGCAAUUUAUCUCAAAAUAACAUCUUCAAAAGGGAAAUCUCAAACAGUUAAUUAAAGUAGAAUUAAUUAAGAAAUAAAUAUAUUAUUCAAUGUUAUGUGAGAAAGUAGCUAUAAAAAAGAGAACAAAAGAUAUUAGAAAAGUAAAACAUCAUUAAUUUUUAUAUUAAAUAAUACUAAGGAUAGGUAGUUUGUUAUUUAAUCAACAACAAACUUUUAGGGAGUUGUAGCUCCGUCUUUAUAUAAUUGGAGAAUCCCUUUUGUAGCAACGAUUAUUUUAUGCAUUCAAUUAGCUUUUGCCCUUCUCGCAUUUUUAUUUGCAAGUAAAGUUACAAUUUGCCGAAAGCGUUUUGUAAAGGGCUUAUCGUCAUUAAUAUCUGGAUUGAUGCUACUUAUAGGAGCUGCAACAAAUACUUUCUAUCCGAUGCUUCUCUGCUCAGGAAUUUUUGGGACAUUUUACUCUAUAGCAACAAUACUGCAGUUCGAUAUCAGCAUUAUAACAUCGCUAUUUUCUAUUACUAUGGCUUUUUUUAUAGCUUUACCUCUCGCUGGAACUAUUGAAACUGAGUUAAACCUUGAUCGAGUUUUUCUAAUAUCUGGAUGUACUCAUUCAUUCAGCGGAUUAAUUCAAUUUCUCGUCUCAAUUUUUAUGACUGAUAACCCAAUUACAAACUUUACGAAGAGAAUUAAAGACAGAGAAUCCACACUAGUCUAAAUAGAAAAGAAAUGUUUAAAAAGACCUGUAAAUUAUACUACGAUUUCCCGAUGAUAUUGACAUUAAAAUGUCUAGUAAAAUAAUGAAUUUUUAUUAUUUUAAUAUUAUUUUCUUUAUUUUCG